Pelodiscus sinensis (Chinese soft-shelled turtle) is the source of this 5146-nucleotide messenger RNA. Lineage: Eukaryota; Metazoa; Chordata; Testudines; Trionychidae. The record is from RefSeq and is a predicted model, not a curated record.
ACCACAGAGGCAGCAAUGCGGAGAAAGGGGGAGACAAGCAGGAGCCAGUGCUUGUGGGGACCUCUUGGACGACAUGGGCUGGGGUGAUUUGGGAGUGUUUGGAGCACCCUCUAAGGAAACCCCUAACUUAGACCAGAUGGCUUCAGAAGGGAUGCUUUUCCCAGAUUUCUACACUGCUAACCCUCUGUGCUCUCCAUCCCGGGCAGCACUGUUAACGGGACGUCUCCCCAUCCGGAAUGGGUUCUACACCACCAAUGCACAUGCCAGAAAUGCCUACACGCCACAGGACAUAGUAGGGGGAAUCCCAGAUUCUGAGCUGCUGCUUCCGGAAUUGCUAAAGAAGGCGGGAUAUGUCAGUAAGAUCGUUGGCAAAUGGCAUCUGGGUCACAGACCCCAAUUCCACCCCUUGAAACAUGGAUUUGAUGAAUGGUUUGGAUCCCCUAACUGCCAUUUUGGACCUUAUGAUAACAAAGCCACCCCAAACAUCCCUGUGUAUAGGGACCGGGAAAUGAUUGGCAGAUAUUAUGAUGAUUUCAAGAUUGACCGGAAGACAGGGGAAGCAAACUUAACUCAGAUCUACUUACAGGAAGCUCUCGACUUUAUUAGCAGGCAUCAAGCCCGCCAACAGCCAUUCUUUCUCUACUGGGCUAUUGAUGCCACUCAUGCUCCUGUUUAUGCCUCCAAACAUUUCUUGGGCACUAGCCAGAGAGGGUUGUAUGGGGAUGCAGUGCGAGAAAUUGAUGACAGCAUUGGGAAAAUCCUGAAGUCCCUUCAGAACCUGGGCAUCAGUGAGAACACGUUUGUGUUUUUCACAUCUGAUAAUGGGGCUGCUCUUAUUUCAGCACCUAAACAAGGAGGUAGCAAUGGGCCUUUUCUGUGUGGUAAACAAACCACUUUUGAAGGUGGGAUGAGGGAGCCAGCUAUUGCCUGGUGGCCAGGACAGAUCCCUGCAGGACACGUGAGUCAUCAGCUGGGUAAUGUGAUGGAUCUCUUCACCACCAGCCUUUCCCUGGCGGGACUGCAGCAUCCCACAGACAGACAGGUUGACGGUAUUGACCUUUUACCUGCCAUCCGGCAGGGCAGGGUAAUUGACAGGCCAAUAUUCUAUUACCGUGGCAACGAGAUGAUGGCCGUGAGACGGGGGCUUUACAAGGCUCACUAUUGGACCUGGAGCAACUCCUGGGAGCAGUUCAGCCAGGGUGUUGAUUUCUGUCCUGGGCAGAACAUUUCUGGAGUAACAACCCAUACUCUGGAGGAGCACACCAAAUUGCCUCUGCUCUUCCACUUGGGAAGGGACCCUGGGGAGAAGUAUCCAAUCAGCUUUUCCAGCUCUGAGUACCAGGACGUCAUGGAGCAAAUAGUCCCCGUGGUCCAGCAGCACAAGGAGAAGAUGGUACCAGGGGAGCCGCAGCUAAACGUGUGUGACAAGGCCGUCAUGAAUUGGGCUCCUCCGGGCUGUGAGAAGCUAGGAAGGUGUUUGGAACCUCCCAAGUCGGAUCCAGAGAAGUGCUUUUGGCCGCACUAAUAUUCCAGCCCCCGGGGCCAGCUGGAAAGCCGUAAGCAGCUGAGGUUCUGGUUCACAUGCAGAUUGACACUUGUGUUCACGUCAUGGAAGGGAGAUCAUCCCAUAUUCUCCAGAGAGGACCAGUGGUUACCGCAUUACUUCUCAGGGCUCUAGCAAUUAGCUUUUGUUUAAUUCGGUGCCUCUCUUCAGAGGUCAAAGAGAUGUUUGCUGUAGUGGUAAACUGUCAGGAAUGAAUGUCGUUUUUAAACGGUUUGACUGGAGAAGAUCUUCAGCCAAUCACAACUCACAUUCCUUCAGGAAUAACAUGGCUGUGCGGUCAUCUUGCUCCUUUCCCAUGCAGGCUCUUCUCUUGGAUCAUUGUCCAUUUAAGUGCCAAAAGUGGCCUCAAGGGGCAGGUUCAAGAAGAAGGUUGCACAGAAGUGUCAUGCCCUGCAGAUAGAAUAUGCCAGAUGUGCUUUGUGUUGCUUUCUAGUCACAGGAAUAAGUUCGUGGCUCACUGCAGUGAUUUUCAGUCACUUGUUUGUUGUGUUAAGCUAUGUAAGGCAUGGCCUUUUGUGUGUGUGUGUGUGUGUGUGUGUGUGUGUGUGUGUGUGUGUGUGUGUACACACAUACAUACUGCACCAAGCACAAUGCUCCCUGACCCUUGCUUGGAUUACUUCGGUGCUACCACUUGACACAUACCAGUGGGCUCCGUGUUUCCUGUCAAUGGUCUAACAUUAACGAGCAGGUUCCAAGCGGGAGAUGGGCUGGAGCUCUCACGCAGGCAGAGCUGUUAGGAGCAUUAGCUAGCAAUGUUUGAAGAUGAAGAGUGGCAUGUAAGUGCUAAAUUUCCCUCCAGUGUUCCAGGGAGUUCCUCUGGGACGGCCCUUAGUGCCUUAAAUCAGGAUCCAGUCACUUCAGAAAAUCUGGCUUUGGCUGAGGAUUGGGCUGCACUUCCAGCCUGCCAGAGGAAGUCACUUCUCAGUCACAUGGGCACAGCCAGCUGGAGGCUCAGAGAGGCCCAUUUGCAUCUGGAUCGUUAGCCUUGGCACCGUUCCCGGUUUAUGCUCUGUGGGGGAUUCUUCUCCCUGUGCAAACUUUCCAAGUGCUGCACUCAGCGUCCUGAGGCCAGCGUUCCUGUAAGUGCAGCUCUCGGGCAAUGUGGCGCCCCAGCAGAACUGCACGUGGCCAGCUCUUCCCCCUGCUCUCUGUUGUUCAUGCCCACGUGGCUCACCGGCCAUUCGGGGGCUGCUGAGGAUGCACGAGUAGUAGUCCUGUGCAGCCUGUCUGGGCCGCUGACGGCUCCUCCUCUGACGCUCCAGAGCAUCCGGUGCUGUUCCCGUUUGUCUUGAUGCAGACGUGAGUUGCUUCAGGAAGGAAAAUCAAGAUACCGAGCGUGACUGCACAACUCUCCCAGCCAGAGCCUACAGCUCCUGUGCUACCCGUUACCCAACCUUUGCGACCCUGACUCUCCACCUUUUGCCCACACAAGCUCCUCCCCUGCCUCCAGGCGUCGAUGACUCAACCCUUCUGUGCUCGCCUCCUCUAACCCUCUCACAGAGGCUGGACAGCCCCGCGGAUAAAGGGUUGACAGGAAGUGGCACGGAAGUUGCCCAGUCCCAGAGCCUCACCACAACCCAGAGCCCCCAUAACCAACCCCGGAGCCUCACCCUGCAGCAGAGCCUCUCGGUGUCUCUCAGAUCUGCUCAUCUGUUGAUUUUCCUGCUAUUCUGCAUUGCCUUUGCCUUGCGGGUCAGAGUGCUCCUUGGUAUCCAUCAGGUAUCUCUGGGCACCUCUCGCUGAACCCUACCCUCCUCUAUUCAUGGCUUCCCAGUGGCCCAUUUGGAACGCAACCCUGGAUUGGCCCGGAUUGCGGUGAGUGGCUGAGCCCAAGGGAUCUUUAUAACACACACACCCCCCUCCCCUUCAGAGCUCUCUCCCUUCUUAAGCUGGGCUGCUGCUGGAGUCUGUCGCCCAGAAGUGCUCAGAGCUCUGCGGUCCGUACUUGCACUGAUCUCAACAGGCCUGGACAGCAGCAGAUGUUGAGACCCUUGGAUGAAAGGCGCCAUCUGAACAGGGGCCAGGUCUUGUCCUUUGAGCUCCAGCUCAACCACACCAAGUCCCCUCUCAUUCUGAGCAUUUAUUCCAUGUUCAUCCCCGAAAGGGCUGGGAGCAUCUUAUCCCAUGUGUUCCUUGCCCUCCCAUGGGCAGCAGGUGGAGGCCCAGCUGGAGAAGGCAAACCCAAGCCCCGCCCCUUCUACACAGAGCCACACCCCUUUCCUGAGACUACCUUGCCCCUUCAACAACUUCCUCCCAGCCAAGUCCUGCUCAACCCCAGCCCACAAGCUGGAUCCUUCCUGGCCACCUGGAGGACCGGGGCUGUUGUGGUGUGGUCCUCGCCUGCCUGGGUGGCCAGGGAGCCAGGCUGCUGUGCCAUGGGCUCAGCCCUCCCGGGCAGCCGGGAAGCAUAGGCAGUUUUGGGAUUCCCUUGCCUCCAUUACCUGCCACCCAUAUGCCCUCCUCCCGUUUUUUCUCUCCCAGCUUAGUGUCUCAGAGAUGCUGCUUUUUCCCUCUCUGUCCUGCUGCUACAGACCCAUCAACUUCUUGAUGCCCUCCGUCUUGGAUCACUUGCAUGGAACCCUGAUUCUCAUCGCUCUGUAACAACUCCGCUGCACCACGCUCCUGAUCUCUGGGAUCCAAAGCAAAGGUGGAGUGGUCAGUCACCAUAAGCAGCAUCCUCUGUACGUCUGACUGUUCCUUUACUAACAUUGCCAACUCCAGGCAGGUUGCCCCUACUGAAACGUUCCAGAGGAGUGUAUAAUAAAGACAUUUCUUCUCCCGCCUUUCUGGUUCUCCAAGCCUCCUAGUGUUACUUUGGUAGUAGUAUUGCCUGCAAAAAAGGGGGUGGAGGACAGAAGAGAAACCAGUUUAGAGAACGUGCAAAAAUAAAUGAAACUGAUGCACAAGAUUGUGAAGCAAGAUGGCGGUGAGAGCCCCUUCAUGGGGGCACAGUAAGAGAAAGGUAAGAGCUUGAGAUCCCAUGAUAGCUGGUCAUGAUUACAUGGAUACCAAGAGUACUGAAUGGAUUAGGGAUUUUAAAGCAGCCUUAUGUGAAGACAUUGACUUUAUAACAACAUGUCUAUGACUCAGUGAUGUGAUUUGGAAAUCAUUACACUGAAGUGAUAAAUGCAGAGAACAGUAUUUAGAGCCAGUUUUGUAAAAGUGUGUGUGCAAAAUGUCCAUGUGCUGUGCAUUUGUGAUUUAGAUGCCUAAUUGAGCCAAUUAAUAAGUUGCAUGUGCAGUUGGGGGGAGAGGGGGAUACACACAUCAGUCUUAUUUGAAAUCAGUGCCUUUUCUAAAAACAUACACGUAUUUCUCCACGCACAGCUCCAGGAUUCUGGCUGUUGUAAGGGAAUCAACGGUAAUAUUGGUUUUUUCUGCUCUGCACUUGUUUUUUUUAAUGAGACAGACGUUUGAUAUGAAGGAGCUACUGCUUUCAACAAAAAUAAUUGUAGCAAAUGGGAAUUAGUUCCAUAGUUGUAUUGUUCCUAAGUAUUUGAAGCAAUGCCUCUUCCAAAGGUGUACAGUUUGUAAAGUUGUGGGCAUGGAGUAAUUGAACAAAAUAAAAGGAUAUUUGAUCAG